This is a messenger RNA of Colletotrichum karsti, 1182 nucleotides long. RefSeq names its product zinc finger protein ADR1. The coding region runs from base 1 to 1182 and encodes 393 amino acids. Lineage: Eukaryota; Fungi; Ascomycota; Sordariomycetes; Glomerellales; Glomerellaceae. The transcript has a single exon. The record is from RefSeq and is a predicted model, not a curated record.
AUGAAGUUAUGCAUGUACACCAUUCUCUUCCUCGACUCGCACAUCUUCUCUCCGUGCAAUAUUCGGCCACUUACUUCCCCAAUCGAGCUCGACUGGGAACUGCCGUUGCCUAGUGCUCUCUGGGAAGCGGAUACCUCACUGAGUUGGGCCCAAAGGCUCGGCAAUGAGCCUCGCACCUUCGGCUUGACUCGGUCAAACGACGGCCCAGGCAUGCCAUGCCCCACGACGAAGUCUCUCAAUCUGGCGAUCCAAUCGCUCAUGACGGACUCUCCGAGUCCUCAGUUGCUAGAAGCGCUGAAGGCCUCUACCCUGGCAACGCUUUUUAUCCUGACCAGUCUGGAAGGUCUCGUCAGGGACUUCACACGAUGUUACUACCAGAUGCCUCCCGCCUUGGCCGACCCAAACGCUUUUCAUAUUCUCACGCAAUCUCAGAACAGGCAAGUUAGUGCUGCUCUGCGAUAUGCAGCCGAGAUCAUAACUGCACAACUCGCCGAAGCAAAUAGCUCGAACUGGCACAUAUUGAAAUUUGCCGACCGCAUAGCUUUAUCCGUUAAGCUUGCUUUAUGUAAACCGGACGAUCUUAUCAUUGGGGGCAUUGUUGAAAACAGUGUGGUUGCUGGACUCACAACCGCGACACAUCUCACACUCGGGCUUCAAGUCGGAGCUCGAAGAUCAUUACAGAACCUUCUCCGCUACAAUUCCGGAGACGACGGUAUGCUGGUCUUCCUCGAUGACUUGAUGGAUGUUCUAUCAAGCGUCACGAAUCUCGGUAAACAAGACCCCUUAAGCGAGGCACCAUGGGCCACCGUGGCCACGUACAGGAUUCUCCUGGCCAUCUGGAGACUUCUACGCUGGGCGGCCGGGGAGAUGCGCCGAAAGGCAGGGUCUCAACCGACAGUACGCAGCCGCUUUGAGGCCUCAACAAUAGUCUUCAACUCCAUUCUGGAGGUAAUCAGUUCACCGGAAGGAGUCGAUGAUCAGACCCGACGUCUUUCCAUGCCGACUCGGGAGACUACCGCAUUGGGGAUGGCCUCGGAGGACAGCGAGGCACGGUUCAGGGAGACGGUACUGCAGUUCUGGAAGAACAGGCCAGUUUGGCCCAUGGGAUCCUUCAUGACAACCGUGUUGGAGGAGAUCAUCUCUGCUGGAGGGCUAGCAUACGAAUUAAGGGGCGCGGAGUGA